AUGCAAUCAACGGUCUCUAUCUCCGAUCUAAACGCCAACCCAUCUUCCCAGCGGAUCUUUAUCGUUGGCGGUGGCAUAGUUGGCGCCGCUUUAGCAUUCUACCUCUCCAAAGCAAACAACGAUCACCACAUCGUUCUCCUUGACCGAUCUCUCCAGAAAUUACAAGGGUCUACGGGCCAUGCACCAGGCUUCGUGGGCCAACUCAACGAGUCGCCGGUCCUAACACGACUCGCCCAAGAUACGGUGGCUGAGUACGUCUCCAUUCCCGGUGGAUUCAACACCGUCGGAGGGUUGGAGCUCGCAUCCACACCCGCCGGAGUGCAGACACUACAAUCUCGAUGUGAGAAAGCACUCGCUGCGGGGCUCUCUGCUGGGAUGAUCACGCCCAAGGAGGCUGCUGCUUUGGCGCCGGAUUUUAUCGACCCCGAGACCGUGACGACGGCCUUGCAUUUCCCGUCGGAUGGGACGGCGAAUGCGCAAGUAAUUACGUCCUAUUUCACACAGGAAGCUCGUGCCCAAGGUGUGGAUUUCCUGGAAACCGCCGUGACUGGGUUUGCGAAGAAGGACGGCAACGAGGAAAGGGCUGGAGAGAUUGCUGCCAUACGUACUGCGAAUGGGGAUAUCAGCCUGGCAGGCAGCACCGUCAUUCUAGCCACAGGAAUUUGGACAUCCUCUAUAACUGGAAGUCCUGGUCAAGACAAGGAAGCUUCAAUUACCAAGUUCCCAGUCCCUAUCAUCCCGGUUGCACACCCAUACACUUUCACAGGCCCCCGACCAGCCCGCGGCGGAAAGCCCUAUCCAUUCGUCCGUUGGCCAGAGCACCACGUCUACGCUCGAGACCACGGUGAUCGCGAUGGCCUGGGUAGUUACGACCAUGCCCCCCUUGAACUAAGCCCCGGUCACACGGCCAUCGGGGCAUGGCCUUCCAGCUUCGAUCAAGUCUUGUCAGAAGCGACCUCGCACUUGAAGAAUGGGAGAGCAUUCCUAGCUCAAGGGCAAGAGGAUGAUUCAGACCCCUUUGAGGUAAAGGCGCCGUUUAAUGGGAUUUUCUCGGUGACGCCGGAUAACCUGCCGCUGGCUGGAAGGGUGUCUGAUGUUACCAAUUUGUGGCUUUGCGCUGCGAUUUGGGUUACUACGGCUGCUGGUACGGCUAAGUUGAUCGCGAGAGAGGUUCUUGGUGGAAGUCAGGGUGGUAUUUCUGCGGGCGACGAGGAGGUUCUUAAGGCUUUGGAUCCGGAGCGUUUCCAGGGGGUUGAGGCUGAGGUACUCACUACCCAGGCUUUGGAACGAUAUAACAAUAUCUACAACAAGGAGACAACUAGUUGA
Penicillium cataractarum is the source of this 1326-nucleotide messenger RNA. RefSeq names its product NAD(P)/FAD-dependent oxidoreductase. Gene Ontology annotation, molecular function: oxidoreductase activity. The transcript has a single exon. The record is from RefSeq and is a predicted model, not a curated record. Bases 1 to 1326 code for a protein of 441 amino acids. Gene Ontology annotation, cellular component: cytoplasm. NCBI's taxonomy places the organism in Eukaryota, Fungi, Ascomycota, Eurotiomycetes, Eurotiales, Aspergillaceae.